This is a messenger RNA of Trichoderma asperellum CBS 433.97, 2124 nucleotides long. RefSeq names its product glycogen synthase isoform 1 (gene GSY1). NCBI's taxonomy places the organism in Eukaryota, Fungi, Ascomycota, Sordariomycetes, Hypocreales, Hypocreaceae. The record is from RefSeq and is a predicted model, not a curated record. Gene Ontology annotation, cellular component: cytoplasm. Gene Ontology annotation, biological process: glycogen biosynthetic process. Gene Ontology annotation, molecular function: alpha-1,4-glucan glucosyltransferase (UDP-glucose donor) activity.
AUGGCCGACGGACACCCUGUUCGCGACAUCAAGAACCACCUUCUCUUUGAGAUUGCUACGGAAGUAGCUCAUCGAGUCGGUGGUAUCUACUCUGUGCUCAAAUCCAAGGCUCCGGUUACUACUGCUGAGUAUGGCGAUCGAUACACGCUUAUCGGUCCACUCAACCACCAAUCGGCCGCAGUCGAGGUCGAGGAGAUGGAGCCCACCAAUAAGGAGCUGGCCGCCACCAUGCAGACCAUGAAGGAUCGGGGAAUUGGCAUGUUGUACGGCCGCUGGCUGAUUGAGGGCGCUCCCCGAGUUCUCUUGAUUGAUACCAAGACAGCCUACAACUUUGUCAACGAGUGGAAGUCCGACCUUUGGUCUGUGGCCAGCAUUCCGUCCCCACCCGACGACGAUGAAACCAAUGAGGCUGUUGUGUUUGGAUACUUGGUGGCGUGGUUUCUUGGAGAGUUUGUAUGCCACGAAAAGGAAAAGGCUGUCAUCGCCCAUUUCCACGAAUGGCUGGCUGGUGUUGCUCUACCCCUUACCAAGAAGAGACGGAUUGAUGUUACGACCAUCUUCACGACCCAUGCCACUCUCUUGGGCAGAUAUCUUUGUGCCGGUUCUGUUGAUUUCUAUAACAACCUACAGUUCUUUGAUGUCGAUGCCGAGGCUGGAAAGCGUGGUAUCUACCAUCGGUAUUGCAUUGAACGUGCUGCUGCUCAUUCUUGCGACGUCUUCACAACUGUCUCUCACAUCACCGCUUUCGAGUCAGAGCAUCUCUUGAAGAGAAAGCCUGACGGUGUGCUGCCCAACGGCCUCAAUGUUACCAAGUUCUCGGCAGUUCAUGAAUUCCAAAAUCUGCACCAGCAGGCCAAGGAGAAGAUCCACGACUUCGUCAGAGGUCACUUCUACGGCCACUACGACUUUGAACCAGAGAACACGCUGUACUUUUUCACUGCUGGGCGCUAUGAAUUCCGGAAUAAGGGUGUCGACAUGUUCAUCGAGUCUCUUGCGCGACUCAACCACCGGCUCAAGGCGGCAGGCAGCAAGAUGACUGUCGUGGCCUUCAUCAUCAUGCCCGCUCAGACUACAUCGCUGACUGUGGAGGCUCUCAAGGGCCAGGCCGUCAUUAAAUCCUUGAAGGAUACUACCAAUAUCAUUGAGCAAGCCAUUGGUCGUCGUAUCUUUGAGCGGUCUCUCAAGUGGCAUGAGGGCGACCCAAUGCCAGAUGAGAAGGAACUCAUUUCCGGCCAGGACCGCGUUCUCUUGCGUCGGCGUCUCUUUGCCAUGAAGCGACAUGGCCUUCCUCCCAUUGUCACCCACAACAUGCUCAACGACAGCGAAGAUCCUGUCCUGAACCAAAUUCGUCGGGUGCAGCUAUUCAAUCACCCCUCAGACCGUGUCAAGGUUGUGUUCCAUCCAGAGUUCCUCAACUCAGCCAACCCCGUCCUGCCAUUGGAUUACGAUGACUUUGUGCGUGGCUGCCACAUGGGCGUCUUCCCUUCAUACUACGAGCCAUGGGGCUACACCCCUGCCGAGUGUACUGUCAUGGGCGUUCCAAGCAUUACUACCAAUCUGUCUGGCUUUGGAUGUUAUAUGGAGGAGCUCAUCGAAAACUCCAGCGACUACGGUAUCUACAUUGUAGACCGAAGAAUGAAGGGUGUUGAAGAUUCCGUCAACCAGCUGAGCCAGUUCAUGUUUGAAUACUGCGGCAAGAGCCGCCGUCAGCGUAUCAACCAGCGAAACCGUACUGAGCGACUCAGCGACUUGCUGGACUGGAAGCGUAUGGGCAUGGAAUAUAUCAAGGCCCGACAGCUGGCUCUUCGACGGGCAUACCCCAAUUCAUUCACCGGAGACGAAGAGGAAGAGGAGUUGGAAGACUUUAUCCGUGGACCGGAGCAGAAGAUCUCCAGGCCGUUCUCCGUCCCCGGCUCACCUCGCGAUCGCACUGGCAUGAUGACUCCUGGAGACUUUGCCAGUCUGCAAGAGGGGCGAGAGGGCUUGAGCACGGAGGACUAUGUCGCCUGGAAAUUGCCUGAGGAGGAGGACCCCGAAGAGUAUCCCUUCUCUUUGACUCUCCGAACAAAGCAACCCAGUGGCGUGGACCCAGAAACCCAGGCCACCCUGAACGGUAAUAACUGA